This is a messenger RNA of Triticum urartu, 2263 nucleotides long. NCBI's taxonomy places the organism in Eukaryota, Viridiplantae, Streptophyta, Magnoliopsida, Poales, Poaceae. The record is from RefSeq and is a predicted model, not a curated record.
AGUCUUAGCUUCCUUGGGCAACAAAAUUACCCAGCCAUGGUCCCUUCAAGAACAAAAUUGACGUCUCCGGAGCCAGUCCAAGGUUUCGGUACAUACAUAUAAGAGGGAGCGUAACCUCCCCUGAGGUGUUCAUCGACAGCCACCACAGCCGUCUCACAUAAGAUUUCUCUCACCUCUCGACACCUUCUGCGAUUCCUGUCGCCUCCGGGGAAGACUCCACUUCUUGGGUUGCUGUUCCGAGACCACCAGGAGAAGGUUCAGUUUAUGGGAUUGUAUCGUCGCACGUGGUCUGAAGUUCUUGGCACAGAGAUCUCCAGUCCGAGGACACACAAAUUCGACAUGGUUAACAAAAUCCCAGCUCCUUGGGAUGAACAGAAGAAGAACAUGACACUGAAAUCACAAGGCCAAGAACAUCUCUUCUCCAAGGCCACACUGAUGCACUCUGUGAGUUUCAAACAGUGGCGAGGAGGAGAGGAAUCCACAGGUUCAGUUCAGAAUAAGAGCAAACAGAGCAUGGUAAAUGGCAACCAAGACCGACGCAACUCUGACGCAUUGAGCCCCAAUGUUUCAUCCAGCCCCAAAUGUGAGCUUGAUGCCGCAGCCGUGAAACUUCAAAAGGUUUACAAGAGUUACCGGACCAGGAGAAACCUCGCCGACUGCGCAGUCGUCGUAGAGGAGCUAUGGUGGAAAGCACUGGACUUUGCAUCACUGAAGCACAGCUCGAUAUCGUUCUUCAACGGCGGAAAGCCCGAAACGGCGGCGUCGCGGUGGGCGAGGGCAAGGACAAGAGCGGCUAAGGUUGGCAAGGGGUUAUCUAAGAACGGGAAGGCUCAGAAGCUGGCAUUGCAGCACUGGCUCGAAGCUAUUGACCCUAGGCAUCGAUAUGGGCACAAUUUGCAUAUCUAUUAUGAUGUCUGGUCCAGGAGUGAGAGUACGGAGCCCUUUUUCUAUUGGUUAGACAUUGGGGAGGGCAAAGAAAUAAAUCUUGAGAAUUGCCCUAGGAGUAAACUUCAGGGGCAGUGCGUCAAGUACCUUGGACCACAAGAGAGGCAACACUAUGAAGUUGUUAUUGAGGGUGGCAAACUUAUGUUCAAACAAACCGGGGUUCUUGUGCACACUUCGGAUGACUCCAAGUGGAUUUUUGUCCUCAGCACCACAAAGGCAUUCUAUGUUGGCCAGGUAAAUGUUCUUGUUCUCUACACACCGGUUCACGUAUGUACGCAAUUCCUAGUCAAAGAUACAAUUCGCUGCAUUGGUUCUGACGUUUUCUUCGGCUCUGGCAUUGACGAUGUGCAGAAGAAGAAAGGAUCGUUUCAGCAUUCCAGCUUCCUAGCUGGUGGAGCCAUAACAUGUGCUGGACGAUUGGUGGUCAAAGAUGGAAUUCUCAAGGCAAUAUGGCCAUACAGUGGCCACUACCUUCCAACGGAAGACAACUUCAGAGAUUUCAUUCGCUUCCUUCAGGAGAACGACGUUAGCCUCACCGAUGUCAAGAAAUCUGCUGUCGACAAACAUGACGAGUACCCGUUGCUGAGCAACUCUGACGCUCAGCCUGAACAUGUUGAGAAUAACGAUGCAGCAGGUGCCGCUGCUCAAGAUCUGACAGAAGUUGAGAUAGACGGCGUCCUCACCGGCGAGGCAUAUCAUGGAUCGGCCGACCACGAUGACAUGAGCGAUGCUGAGGAAGAUGCCGGCACUCCGGUGGACUCCCACACCACCGACACCGAAGAAGAAGAAGAGGCCAAUAAUAUCUCAGAGCAGCGGCCGCCUGCAAGUGUCGAUCGUAGCAAGAACCAUCAGACGUGCCGGUGGUCGACGGGCACCGGUCCACGCAUCCGGUGCGUGCGCGACUACCCGCAGGACCUCCAGUCCAGGGCCCUCGAGCACGUCAACCUCUCGCCCAGGCUCGCCGGCUCGCCGUCGAGGAAGAGGGACCCGGUGCCCUCGCCGCGCCCCAGCCCGGGGAUGAUACUCUCGCCGAGGCUCGCGUCCGUCGGGUUCCAGCCCCGGACGGUGUCUCUCACGCUCCCAGACUUCAAGAGGAGCAGAUUGCAGUGAACAAUCCUGUUUUCGCGUAGCAGAUCAGGAAUUCAGAAUAACAACCGGUCCAUUUUUCUUUCUACACAGGCAGUGUUUUUUUUUUGAGAAUUCAGGGCAGUGAUUCUUUGCAGCUGCUGCGUCAGCCCAAAUUCUGAAAAACGCUACGUUAGCCGAUUUCAUUUUUUCCCUUCGAGUGAGCCAAAGACGCGGCGUCGCGCCGUCAUCA